CAGACACGGGGAGGCGCGCGGGUGGUGGCUCAGUCAUGACUCCCUUUAAGAUAUUGAGUGCAGUGUUGGUGGGCGUGGUCAGCCUCGUUAGCGGCGAGGCACUCGGGGAAUAUGGCGCACCUUUACUCCGCCCCUUCACCGAGGACCAGGUCUCCCUAAGUGCCAGAACUUCCUCUCGAAGUUCUGAGUGUCCUUGUAUCUACGACGCAAGUUCUUUUGCCCUGAAUUGCAACCAUUUACAGCUCAGGAAAGUUCCUGUUGGAUGUUUCACGGCGUUCCCUCAAACAGUGGCAGUGCAUUUGUAUAAUAAUACCUUGACAGAGAUCCUGGAGGCCGAUUUCGAAGUUUUGAAAGAGACACUUCAGUAUAUAAAUCUGGGGACGAAUGACAUAUAUUACAUACAUCCACGAGCAUUUUCAAAACUUGUAGGGCUCAGGAAUCUGAAUUUAUAUGAAAAUGCCCUCAAGAGAUUGCCGGAAGAACUGUUGGUUUACAAUGGACUAUUGUCAGAAUUUUAUGCUGGCAACAACGGCUUAGAGGAUCUCCCUCUGGCCUUAUUCAGCCCAGAUGUCAAAAACAAUAACUUAACUGUACUAGUCUACCCUAAUGAUUUCGACACAGUGCCCUGCUCCUUCUCAGCCUCCUUCGGGAUCGUUCUGCAUCAGGACCUUUACAACUUCACACACUUUUGGGCAUCGUCCGAAGAAGAAGCGGCUGCCUGCCAGUCCUUCGGCCUCCCCGUCGUCGUGAGGACUUGUCGACCUUACGGCAUGUCAGGAGUAGACUGCUCGAUCCUUACUGAGCCUCUGACUUUCAGCAAGGCCGCCAUGGCUGUAACCUCGGCGGAGACGAAGAUUUCGUUCAGGGCAGAGUUGGCUCCCUUGGCUGGGGAGGCCCCGCAGGCUCUCCAGUGUUUGCCCGAAGGCGUGGACGUGACGGAGACUUAUCGCCUGUACUCCCGCCAUAGUAAAGAACUUGUCAUUGAAACCUUCUUUUUCGAUCUGCUAGAGCUGCCCAGGUACACGACGGGUGAAACGCAGUCUGUGACUCUUCGUGCUGACACUGUGGUGCUGACAGGGCCACUCGAUCCCAUUACUUUCUCUCUCACAAUCAUUGCCCGAAGAAUAGUUCUUGAAAAACCGCUACUUGUUACGACCACUCUGUCAGCCCACGCACCCGGAGCUGAUAAAAGUUUUUACACAGCCCUGCACACACGAGGGCGGGUUGGCAGCAUGGCGGUGGAACGGCUGCAGCAUGGUCUGGUCACUGUCGUCCUGCUCCAAGGUGAUGCUGACCCUUUGGACGACUGCGAACCACUCUCAGACUGGACGAGCGAGGCUGAGAGCUGGGUGAAAGCAUCUCAGUUGUGGCUGUCACUCUACUGCGCUAAUGCUGUUGUGGAAAAUGAAGAAGCUGCCUACUCGGAGCUCGCUCAGGGCAUCAUAGACUUUGUGGCUAACAUCACCACAGACUGGCAAGAGCCGAGCCUUGUUGCGAUCAACCAGAGGGCUGUGAAGGCAAAGCAGGAAAUGGAAAUGAAGCAGCAAAAGCGCCAACCUACGCGGAAAGUACCAUACCUGACUGUUCCAGUCUAUGCCGAUAUGGUGGGCUAUUUGACCGAGAACCUGGAACUCUACAAGGAUGCCAUGGAUAAAUUAAAACUGAAGUUAGAGGUGAAUGCCCAGAGGAUGUUCGACACAAAAAUCGGACUCAGCGAACGGAAGGCAGACUUGGAAGUCAUACAGUCUAGCGCAGGAAUGGCAGUGGAUAAGGCGCAGGCUACCAUGGGUGCGCACGAGAACCAGCUGGAUAACCUGUACCAGCAAACCUUCGUGAUGUGGAAUACGAUAACAAUAACUCACGAUGAGGUAGAGGUGAGCAAGGCCGAAGUUGAAGCCGCAGAGGAGAGGGUCGAGAAGGGCUUGGAGGCCUACAAGAGGCGCAGAAGUUUCUUAACUUUCCUCGACUACGCUUCCUUGGUGACCAGCACCGUGAAAGGGGAAAUAGACCUAUCAAAAAACAAAACAAGUGUAACCGAUUUCGUCACCGAUACCAUCAUGAAUGUGGGGGACUUCAUAAGCAGCUGGGCUGGACACGAGAGUGAAAUCGGCAAUAUGAUCAAAGCUCUAAGUGAGGUUAUGACACAAGUGAAUGCCAUCGUGGCUAUGGCUCCCCCCGAACCUCCGUCCAGCGCAGACAUGGCACAGUGGCUGGAUACCUUUAAGGACACGGAGGAGAUCAUAGAAGUUGUGACUAAUCAGACGGUAGGACGGCUGCAGUGGCAAGAGGCCCGCGAUACCUGCGGCAUUGUCUUAGGGGAUGAAGAGCUGUCCGACGCAGUGGACGGCGUGAGGCAGCUAAAAAUGGCUAUAUUCGAUCUCAUCGUCAAGAGCGAGGCACUCAGCGAGCAUAUCACAGUGUUUGCAAAUCUAAUCAUAUCCAUCAACCAGCAAGCAAGUGUUGUGGAAGACGACAUGGCAGCUGUUGCCUCUAGUCAGCAGAGCCUGGCUGAAGCAAAUGAGUUACUCAGCGAUUCGUACCUAACAGAGGAAAAUUAUUUAGACUACAUGGUAGACCAGAACGUGGCUCUUGCGAAGCUCAUGGUGCAGCUUUACCUCAAAAACCGGGUGGACCUCAUGGCUGCCUUCAACAUCCUCGGGGAAUACUGCGACGCAUAUUUCUACACGUUCUUGAGGGAGUGUCCUAUUCAAGCGUCCUACUGGGAUGACUACGAUACGAUGGUGUACAAGCUCAGGCAGCUGGACGUCUUGGCCCUGGACGCCGUAGGAUCUCUUGACCCUCCGCCUCAGCCUUUCGCGAUGACAUUCACGGUUUUCGACGAGGAAAACUGCGAGGACCCAGAUGACCCUCGCUGUCCCGUCGCGCAGCUGGCCUACACAGGCAUCAGCCACAUUGCCCUGAGUGACUGGUGGGGUCCUGAGCUCGGCUACACAGACCGCGUUCGCAUAGACAGAAUCCGCCUGUAUCUGGAAGGACUCGAUUUGACUCAGGUGACACUCUCCGUCACGCGACCUAUGACCUUCAACGACACGUGGCACGGUGUCACCCAUCGCUUCACAGGCCACGUCACCAACUGCCUCAUCAUCUACCAGGACCUGAGCUUCAUGGGGCACCAGGACGCCGACUACAUCACCGACUGCAGCACCGACCACAACUACGACCAGUACUAUUACCGGAGCACCCCCUACGGCGUCUUCAAGGUGGUCUGGUCGGAUUUCGUGCAAGGGAACAACUACACCGAACUAAUGGCCCUGCAGGUGUAUGUGGAAGGCAGCUGGAUACCUCGCCUUUGAUCCCGUGUUCCUGCCGAGACCGAUACUUCAACCCACGUAGGUCGCAGGAGCCUCAGUAUAUAUGCACCCCGUCCGUUUGCGUCGGAAGCGCUUUUAUCCUGCAGCUGCACGACUCGGUAUAUUCCAUUCAGUGUAAUAAACAAAGAGAUUUGGA
Messenger RNA from Penaeus chinensis, 3468 nucleotides. RefSeq lists its product as uncharacterized. The coding region runs from base 36 to 3314 and encodes 1092 amino acids. The transcript has 4 exons. NCBI's taxonomy places the organism in Eukaryota, Metazoa, Arthropoda, Malacostraca, Decapoda, Penaeidae. The record is from RefSeq and is a predicted model, not a curated record.